GGCGCGGGCCGGGCAGCCGCUGGCUCGCGGAGAGGAUCGGCUGUGGGUCGGCGGCGGGAGUCGGCCCUGAACGGAAGUGAUGCCUCCAGGCAGGUGGUGCGCUGUUCAUCCAGCUCAGGCCCAGUCUUCAAGGGAACAAGGGCGCCUCCAAAUGAUAAAGAAGGAAGAGGAUGAAGGCUACACUUCAGUGCCAGCUGCCAGGCCUCAGACUCUCAAUCGUCCUGGCCAAGAGCUGUUCCGCCAACUCUUUAGGCAGCUUCGCUACCAUGAGUCUCCUGGGCCCCUAGAAACUCUAAGCCGGCUCCGGGAGCUCUGCCGCUGGUGGCUAAGGCCUGAUGUUCUAUCCAAGGCACAGAUCCUGGAGCUGCUGGUGCUAGAGCAGUUCCUCAGCAUUCUGCCUGGGGACCUCCGGACAUGGGUGCAGCUCCAUCAUCCUGAAAGUGGCGAGAAGGCUGUGGCCUUGCUGGAGGAGCUGCAGAGGGACCUUGAUGAGCCAUCAUGGAUGGACCCAGGCUCUGCCCAGAGCCCAGAUGUGCACUGGAUGGGUACAGGAGCCCUGCGAUCUGCACAGAUAUGGCCACCUGCUUCACCUCUCAGGAGCGGCUCUGCUCUGGGGGACCAUGUGGAGUCUCCUUGUGAAAUAGGAGCACGUGACUUCCUGCCUGGGCAAUCCGAUCCUCCUGCUGCCCAGGUGUCUGCCCCUUCCCAGAGAGAGGGGUGCUCAGGGGACCAGGUAAUGGCAACCUGGUCUUUGACAGCCCAGCCCCAGGAGGCUAUGACUUUCAAGGAUGUGGAGGUGACCUUCUCCCAGGAUGAGUGGGGAUGGCUAAACUCGGCUCAGAGGAACCUGUACAGGAAUGUGAUGCUGGAGAAUUAUAAGAACAUGGCUUUUUUGGUGGGGCCAUUCACCAAACCUGCUCUGAUCUCCUGGUUGGAAGCAAGGGAGCCAUGGGGUCUGAAUGUCCAAUCAGCUCAUCCUAAGGAGAAUCCAGGUGCUGCCGCUACCGGUAAGCUCCAGAUUAAAACAAACAAGUUCUUCCUAGAUCCAGAAGUUUUGGAAGAAGCAGAAACCUUAGCUGUGCCAUCUGGAUGUCCUGCACCAAGUGUUUCUGAGGGAACAGGACUUAGAGAAUCUUUUGAACCAAAGAGCAGGUUAAAAGAUAACUGUGCAAAUGCCAUACAAGUGAGAGUUAAGAAAGAAGAGACCAACUUCAGUCAUGGGACAGGAAAAGAUUCUGAGAUAUCAGGAAGAAAUAAUAGCCUUGACUUAAAACAUGUUACAUACUUGAAAGUUUCUGAAAGAAAGCGCUCACUUAAGCAUGGCUGUGGCAGACACUUCAGAAUGAGUUCACACCACUUUGACUACAUUAAAUAUGGAAAGGGGCUUAGAUACAUUUUGGGGGGCUUUAAUCUACAUCAAAUAAUUCAUACUGGACUGAAAGGGAAUACAAAGGACGUGUGUGAAAAAGACUUAAGCCGAAGCUCUCGUCACCUGCAUGGUCAGAAUCUUCUCACAAUGGGGAAAUCAUAUAAGUGCAAUGACUGUGGGAGGAUUUUCAGUCGUAGUUCCCAUCUUGCAUGUCACCGGAGACUUCACACUCAAGAGAAAGCGUAUAAAUGCAGGGUGUGUGGGAAAGCCUUCAGGUGGAGCUCCAACUGUGCACGACAUGAGAAAAUUCACACUGGAGUGAAACCUUAUAAGUGUAGUCUGUGUGAGAAAGCUUUCCGACGUAUGUCAUCCUACCGUCUACACCAAGAAACCCAUGCGAAGCAGCAAUUUCUUGAAUCAAAUCAGUAUGGGGAAAUGCUCACCUACAGCUUAAGGUUUGAUCAUUUGAGAGACCAGAGUGGGGAGAAGCUCUUUGAUUGUAGCCAAUGUAGGAAAUCCUUCCACUGUAAAUCAUAUGUUCUUGAACAUCAGAGGAUUCACACCCAGGAGAAACCCUAUAAAUGUACCAAAUGUAGGAAAACCUUUAGGUGGCGGUCAAAUUUUACUCGUCAUAUGAGGUUACACCAGGAGGAAAAGUUCCACAAGCAAGAAAAAUGUCAAGAAGACUUAAGGCAACCCCAGGGUGCCCCCACUGUGGACCAAACAUUUUUGUGUCAGGAGUGUGGCAAAACUUUUACUCGAAAGAAAACUCUCCAUGAUCAUCAGAGAAUUCACACAGGUGAGAAGCCAUACCAGUGUGGUGAAUGUGGGAAAGAGUUUACCUAUAGGUCAGCCUUCAUUGUUCAUAAGAAGAGACAUGCCCUGAAAAGAAAACCUGAGAGUGAGCCAUCUCGUAAUCAGGACAGAGCGUUCCCAGUUCCUCAGAUCAGUCACACGAGAGAGGAGCCCUACAAAUGUGGCCAGUGUGACCGAGCUUUCCGUAAUCCCUCAUUCCUCCUCCUCCAUCAGAGAGUCCACACUGGAGAGAAGCCGUAUAAGUGUAGGGAGUGUGGGAAAGCCUUCAGGUGGAGUUCCAAUCUCUAUCGACACCAGAGGCUUCACUCUUUUCAAAAACAGUAUGUGUGUCAUGAAAGUGAAAAGACUCCAAAUCUGGAGCCAAAAAUCCUCAAUUCUGAGAAACCUUUUUGGUGUCAAGAAUGUGGGAAAACCUUUACACGUAAAAGAUCUCUUUUAGAUCAUAAAGGAAUACACAGUGGAGAAAAGCGCUAUAAAUGUAAUCUAUGUGGAAAAUCUUAUGAUAGAAAUUAUCGCCUGGUUAAUCAUCAGCGAAUCCACACUAAAGAGAGACCUUUUAAAUGUCAGUGGUGUGGGAAAGACUUCAUUGGGAGACAAACCCUUUCUAAUCACGAGAGAAAACAUACCAGAGUGGCAAAGUCUGAAGGCAGCCUCCCGGGGUUGUCUUGUCAGGACACAGAGUUGAGUUUACAGGAAGUAAAACCAAGUGAAGAGAAGCCCUUUGAAGAUUGUGAAGAAGUUUGUGACCAGAGCUUCAGGCUCACUGAACUCCAGGACAUACCCACUGAGAAAAAGGGCCACAAAUGUAGCAUUUGUGGAAAAGGUUUUAGCAAGAGUUCACAACUUAUUAGCCACAAGAGAUUUCAUACUCGAGAGAGGCCCUUCAAAUGCACCAAGUGUGGGAAGACCUUCAGGUGGUCUUCAAACUUGGCUCGGCACAUGAAAAAUCAUAUUAGAGAUUAGCCUGGGACCUGACAGUGACAACGAGGGGAAAUGAUUUCUAGCUACCCUGCUAGAGAACCCUUAAUUAUAGGCACUGUGGGGAAGACCUUUACAAAGGGUUCCCUUUCUGUUUUGGAAACCAGUGAGAGAAUCCUGAGGAUUUACAAACUCAGGAAGUCCUCAGCUUACCUGUUGGAAAGCUAUAUUGGGGAAAAACAGCAAUGUGUUCUUUGGAGCUCUCCCCAGAACUUGGGCCCAUAGGAAUGGCGUUUGCACCAUAGCUUGGCGCUCCCUCAGCCAGGUCUCUUACCAUACCUCUGAAGAGAGAGACCAUUGCCCUUUGUGGGUGAACACCAUGUUUAUGGCAUCAUGGGCCAUGGCUGCUGGAAAGGGGCCUGUUGGAUGCUGAGUUUCUCUUCAACUUGGCUUGUGAAGGCACCUAUUCUGUUGACUUUAAAACAGCAGCAGUAAUGUGCUCCUAGUCUCCCUGUUUGCCCCCUGGGGAGUUCUGGCUGGGCCUUCAGGCUUCAUAGCUGGUUUUUAUAUGGCAGAGGGGUUAGAGUUGUCUCAGUGCUAGGUAGGAACAUGGUGCUGGGCUUGACCACUUGGAGUAUGGAGCUCUACUGGUGGUGCAUUGCCAUGCCCACCCCAUGGGUGUCCACAGGCAACCCCAGUCCAUCUGUUCAGUGGAAAUGUGCUAAGCACUUCGUGUGUGCCCAAGACCUGACAGUGAUCAGAACAGACAAAAGUCUUGCCAUCUUGGAUCUUUACAAAUGAUAAACCAAUAUAUAGUAUGCUGAAUGGUGAUGUGUGGUAUGGACAAAGUAGAUCAGAGAAGACUGAAAAGGAGUGUUAGACUGGGAGGUGGGUUGUGACUUUCAAGAGAAUAAUGAAGGAGGCCCUCAACUGAGAUGGUGAAAUUUGAGCAAAGACCUGCUGUGUAGAUUUUUUUUUUUUUUUUUUUUGG
Messenger RNA from Otolemur garnettii (small-eared galago), 4094 nucleotides. It is a transcript of the gene ZNF445, whose product is annotated as zinc finger protein 445. The transcript has 7 exons. Gene Ontology annotation, biological process: regulation of transcription by RNA polymerase II. Gene Ontology annotation, molecular function: DNA-binding transcription factor activity, RNA polymerase II-specific; RNA polymerase II transcription regulatory region sequence-specific DNA binding. Bases 80 to 3148 code for a protein of 1022 amino acids. NCBI's taxonomy places the organism in Eukaryota, Metazoa, Chordata, Mammalia, Primates, Galagidae. The record is from RefSeq and is a predicted model, not a curated record. Gene Ontology annotation, cellular component: nucleus.